CACACAAACACAUAUAAUCAUUUUAUUUACUGUUAAUACUGAAAUAUGCAAAGCUUUUGCCUCUUCUUAUUCCUUGCUGCUUCUGUGAAGCUUCGUACAGCAAUGAAGACAAGCCCCAGAAGACAGCAACACACGCCAUUGAAACAUUCUUGAAAACUUCCCGCGAAAAAAAAAAAAAAAAAAAAAGACCUUUGUGAGUGUGAAUCGAUUCAACUGAGAAAACCCAUUGACCUUCUCUGCUUCAGCUUCUAUUGUUGAUUUUGUUUUUUUUAGAAAUUUCAAUCUCAACGUUGGGUUUUGAUUUUAAACACGAAGCUUUUGGGGUUGUUUACAUGUUCUGAAAUGUUCAGCAGUUGAAAUUUAAACCCUUAUUGAAGCCAAUGCGCGUGGGACAUACGACGUUUCGUGAAGUCAAAAUAUGAAAGAGAGAGAUCCAAGUCUACGUUCAAAGCUUCAGGGCCAAGAGAAAAAUCAAAUACCAGAUUAUUUCUAAGAUUCUUGAAGAAAUUGCAUUUAUCAGUGAGAAUUUGCUAUUAGGAGUAACAAGAUUUUGUUAUUGGUACUGGGUUCAUUUGGGGUUUAGAAUUGGGACUAUUUUGGGGGCAAUAGUGAUACUAGUUGGAGAGAAUGAAGACUGGAAGAAGAAGGAAGCUUCAUUUUAGCAAGCUUUACUCUUUCAGAUGUGGGAAAGCAUCUCUCGUGGAUGAUCAUUCACAGAUUGGGGGACCGGGAUUUUCGAGGGUAGUUUAUUGCAAUGAACCACUCUGCCCUGAGGCCGGAUUUCGGAAUUAUGCAGACAAUUAUGUGAGGACUACAAAGUAUACACCUGCAUCUUUCUUUCCAAAGGCCUUGUAUGAGCAGUUUAGGAGGGUAGCCAAUUUUUACUUCCUCGUCACUGGCAUCUUGGCCUUUACAGAUCUUGCUCCUUAUAAUGCUGUCAGUGCUGUAUUCCCUCUAAUUGUUGUGGUUGGGGCGACAAUGGUGAAAGAGGGUAUCGAAGACUGGCGACGAAAACUGCAGGAUAUGGAGGUGAACAAUAGAAAGGUUAAUGUACAUCAUGGUAAUGGAGUUUUCAGUCGUACUGAAUGGAAGAAUUUGAAAGUGGGAGAUGUAGUGAAGGUGGAGAAGGAUGAAUUCUUUCCAGCAGACCUUCUCUUGAUUUCCUCCAGUUAUGAUGAUGCAAUCUGCUAUGUUGAGACCAUGAACCUUGAUGGGGAGACAAAUUUGAAACUAAAACAAGCAUUGGAGGCAACUUCAAUCUUACACGAGAACGCUUGCUUCAGGGAUUUUAAGGCCAUUGUUAAAUGCGAAGAUCCAAAUGCAAAUUUGUACUCUUUCGUUGGGGGUAUGGAAUUUGAAGAGCAACAGCAUCCUCUUAACCCUCAACAACUUCUCCUUAGAGACUCUAAACUCAGGAAUACAGACUACAUAUUUGGGGCUGUUAUCUUCACCGGUUAUGACACAAAGGUUAUUCAAAACUCUACUGAUCCCCCCUCAAAGAGAAGCAAAAUUGAGAAGAAAAUGGAUAAAAUUGUCUACUUCUUAUUUUGUCUCUUGUUUACGAUGGCUUUUGUUGGAUCAGUUUACUUUGGCAUUACAACUAAAGAUGACCUAGAUAGUGGCAGAAUGAAGAGGUGGUAUCUGAGGCCUGACAAUUCUAGAAUUUUCUUUGACCCGCAAAGAUCCGUAGCUGCCGCAAUUUAUCAUUUUCUGACAGCAGUUAUGUUGUUUUCUUACUUGAUCCCAAUCUCCUUGUAUGUGUCAAUCGAAAUUGUUAAAGUUCUUCAGACCAUCUUCAUCAAUCAAGAUAUUCAUAUGUACUAUGAGGAAGCUGACAAACCAGCUCAUGCCCGCACCUCAAAUUUAACUGAGGAACUUGGCCAAGUCGACACAAUUCUUUCUGAUAAGACAGGAACAUUGACUUGCAAUUCUAUGGAGUUCAUCAAGUGCUCUGUGGCUGGAACAGCUUAUGGCUGUGGUGUUACAGAAGUUGAGAAGGUUAUGGCUAAAAGAAAAGGAUCUCCUUUGGUUCAUGAAAUGGAAAAUGGUGGAAGCCAGGUUCAGGAUUCUCCUGAUACAAAAUCACUCAUCAAGGGUUUCAAUUUCAAGGAUGAAAGGAUCAUGAAUGGGAAUUGGGUUAACGAGCCCCACGCAGAUGUCUUACAGAAAUUUCUUCGUUUAUUGGCAAUCUGUCAUACUGCCAUACCUGAAGUGGAUGAAGAUACCAGGAAAGUCUCAUAUGAAGCUGAGUCGCCAGAUGAGGCGGCUUUCGUGAUUGCUGCAAGAGAACUUGGCUUUGAAUUCUACAAUAGGACGCAAACAAGUGUCUCACUGCAUGAGUUGGAUCCCUUGUCUGGAAGAAAGGUUGAAAGGUUGUAUAAACUUUUGAACGUUUUAGAGUUCAAUAGCUCAAGAAAGCGGAUGUCCGUGAUAGUAAGAAAUGAUGAGGGAAAGCUAUUAUUACUAUGUAAAGGUGCUGACAGUGUCUUGUUUGAGAGGCUUGCCAAAAAUGGUAGGGAAUAUGAAGAGGAAACCAGGGACCAUGUGAAUGACUAUGCUGAUGCAGGCUUGAGGACAUUGCUACUUGCUUAUCGUGAACUCAGCGAGGAAGAAUACAAAGAGUUUAAUGAGAAAUUCACAGAGGCCAAGAACUCACUUAAUGCAGAUCGGGAGACAAUGAUUGAUGAAGUGACAGAGGAGAUUGAGAAGGAUUUGAUUCUUCUUGGUGCUACUGCUGUUGAGGACAAACUCCAAAAUGGGGUUCCUGAGUGCAUUGACAAACUUGCCCAAGCAGGAAUAAAAAUAUGGGUCUUGACUGGAGAUAAGAUGGAGACUGCCAUCAAUAUUGGAUUUUCGUGUAGUUUGCUUAGACAAGGAAUGAAGCAAAUAAUAAUAAAUUUAGAGACACCAGAAAUUAAAGCACUGGAGAAGGCAGGGGAUAAGGAUGCUAUUGCUAAGACUUCAAAGGAGAGUGUUCGCCUCCAAUUAAGUGAAGGGAAGGCUCAGCUUACUGCAUCAAGUGGAAGCUCUGAGGUGUUUGCGUUGAUCAUUGAUGGGAAAUCUCUUGUAUAUGCUCUAGAGGAUGACAUGAAGAAAAUGUUUCUAGAACUAGCAGUUGACUGUGCAUCUGUUAUUUGCUGCCGUUCAUCACCAAAACAGAAGGCUCUGGUAACCAGACUUGUUAAAGCUGGAACAGGAAAGACCACAUUAGCAAUUGGCGAUGGGGCCAAUGACGUUGGGAUGCUACAAGAAGCUGAUAUUGGUAUCGGAAUCAGUGGUGUUGAAGGAAUGCAGGCAGUCAUGUCUAGUGAUAUUGCAAUAGCUCAGUUCCGAUUUUUGGAGCGCUUGCUUCUGGUGCAUGGACACUGGUGUUACAGAAGGAUCUCAACAAUGAUAUGCUACUUCUUCUAUAAGAAUGUCACCUUCGGUUUCACGGUUUUCUUAUUCGAGGCAGCUGCAUCAUUCUCUGGGAAGCCUGCAUACAAUGAUUGGUUCCUGGCCCUCUUUAACGUCUUUUUCUCAACACUUCCUGUGAUUGCUCUGGGUAUUUUUGACCAGGAUGUAUCAGAACAGUUUUGUCUCAAGUUCCCUUUACUAUACCAACAAGGUGUGCAGAAUAUCCUCUUCAGGUGGCGUCGUAUACUCGGCUGGAUGUUCAAUGGGCUUUGCCAAGCCAUCAUUAUCUUCUUCUUUUGCACAAAAGCGUUAGAGCCUCAUGCCUUCAAUGAGGACGGAAAAGUUGCUGGAUUGGACAUCUUCGGGGCAACAAUGUAUACAUGUGUUGUUUGGACAGUGAACCUCCAGAUGGCCCUCACUGUUAGUUACUUCACCUUGGUACAACAUCUCUUCAUCUGGGGUAGCAUUGCUUUCUGGUUUCUUUUCCUCUUGACAUUCGGAGCCUUGUCUCCCAGCAUUUCCACCACUGCUUACAAAGUCUUCAUCGAAUCUCUUGCCCCAUCCCCCACUUUCUGGCUUGUCACGCUCUUCGUGGUGAUCUCAGCCCUGAUCCCGAAUUUCUCAUUCGCAGUACUUCAAAUGCGGUUCUUCCCAAUGUACCAUAAUGUGCUACAGCGGAUGAGGCUUAAUGGGCAAUCCUAUGACCCUGAAUAUUGCAGUAUGGUACAUCAGAGAUCCGUAAAACCGACAAAUGUGGGUUUUACAGCACGUUCAGAGGCAAGAAAAAAUCGCCCAAAAGACAGGAUUCACACCCACAGAUGAAGCUCGCGUCACUUUUUGAUGGUUAGUCAUCAAAGAGUGUGGACUUGUGUACAUCUGCUGCAGUAUCAGAAAUCUUCCCAUUGUAUAUGAUUAGAUUGAAAUUGGCACUGCUUCUACUUGAAUCCAGAGUUUGCCCCGGGAUUAAAACUCAAUUACACAUCUUGUGUAUGGAUAUAUUAUUAUUCUUCUGUGCCAGUUAGAUGGGUAGAAAAGGCCCCCAAAAGGUUGUAAAUCUUGAUAUUGGGGAUGUAUAGGGCAACAUAUAUAAUUUAUCUUUCAUCAGGUUUCUAGUUUUAUUGCCGAAUUUUUCUGUACAGAAGUGAGAUGGGUAGUGUUCCUUCUUCUGACAUGAAAGAGGAUAGAUUUCUUCUAUGUUUAAUACAGAACUUUCUUUUUGUAAUGUGUUAAUUGUUUUCUUAAAUUUUACUAUAUCAAGUUAUUUUUGUGUAAACAAUAA
Cornus florida is the source of this 4675-nucleotide messenger RNA. RefSeq names its product putative phospholipid-transporting ATPase 9. The record is from RefSeq and is a predicted model, not a curated record. Gene Ontology annotation, cellular component: plasma membrane. The coding region runs from base 628 to 4218 and encodes 1196 amino acids. The transcript is spliced from 12 exons. Gene Ontology annotation, biological process: phospholipid translocation. NCBI's taxonomy places the organism in Eukaryota, Viridiplantae, Streptophyta, Magnoliopsida, Cornales, Cornaceae. Gene Ontology annotation, molecular function: magnesium ion binding; ATPase-coupled intramembrane lipid carrier activity; ATP hydrolysis activity.